GGGGAGGGGGGCAAAAACGGAAAGAAAAAAAGCAGAGAAAGUGUCAAAGUUGUUAGAGCAGCAGAGAGAGAGAGAGAGAGCAAUUGUCACGGCGCGUAGGCGUGGAGUUUAAGGUAGGGCUUUGGGAAAGAGAGAGAGGGGGACGAGACAAUUUGGGAGAGAAGGGCUCGGACGGACACGUGUAAGGCCACGCGGAGAGACGGAAGACGUGACGGGGAGGGAGGCACGCGACCUUCGCGAGCGGCACGCCACCUCCACCGUGCGAGCCGCGCAGGAAUGACCCGCGGGGCGCACGAUUAGCGCACAUUCGUCAUUAAUGGCUCGAUCGAUAGGCUGGACAUCGAGGUGGUGUCGCUUCGACGGGUUUUCUCGGUGGGUUCGCCUCGGUAUUUGCCUGAAGGUAAAUCGCUGCGGUUAAGCCGCCGUGCGUUCGGAUUGAGCCGGAAGACAAUCGAGUUCGCAAGCGACGUCAUGCACAGGUCAAGGACUCUCCCGUGUUGCCCUCUGAUCUUGCUGCUGCUGCUACUGGGAGUGUUGUCCGGGGUGCCUGCUCGGACUCAUGGGGUGGCUUUAUCGCGGAAGGAAGAUGGGCGGUGCCGACGUGUCGAGCCCCCGCUCACGCAGUACGAAGACGUGGAGCCUUGGCUGUCAAGUUUCUCCUUCCCAGGAGCUGAGGGCUACUCACAGCUGUCGCUCUACCCCCCGCGUGCGCAGCUGCUCGUCGGAGCCAGGAACCACCUCUUCCGAUUAAACCUCAGCAGCCUGGCUGUGGUUCAGUCCGUGGAGUGGCGAUCGGACGAGUCGACGAUCAGGGCAUGCAUUAGCAAGGGCCGCUCCGUGGACGAGUGUCAGAACUACCCGAAGGUGCUGCUCGUUCGGGGCAAGCACGUCUUCGCUUGUGGCACAAACGCCUUCAGCCCCGUGUGCGCUCGCAGGCAGGCGGAGGACCUGUCGGUGACGCACGAGCGUGUGAGCGGGGUGGCGCGCUGCCCCUACGACCCGCGCCACCACUCGGCGGCGCUGCUAACGCCGCGCGGGGAGCUCUACGCCGCCACCGUCAUGGACUUCUCUGGGCGCGACCCGGCCAUCUACCGUAGUCUGGGGGGCCUGCCCCCCCUCCGCACGGCGCAGUACAACUCGCGCUGGCUCCACGAUCCCAGCUUCGUGUCGGUCUACGACAUCGGCCACUUCGCCUACUUCUUCUUCCGCGAGCGUGCCGUGGGAGAGGCGACCGAGUGCCCCAACGGCGCUGGCGGCGGCAUCGGCGGAGCGGGCGGUGGCGUGGUGUCGCGGGUCGCCCGCGUGUGCAAGAACGACCAGGGUGGCCGCUACCUCCUCGAGGGCACGUGGACGACGUUCAGCAAGGCACGGCUUGACUGCAGCUCGCCGGGGGAGGCGGGCGGCGGCGGCGGCGGCGGCGGCGGCGGCGUGGCAACAACGUACGAGCACCUGCGCUCAACGUUUUACCUGCCCGAGCAAGACCUCGUCUACGCCGUUCUCUCCACGCGAGUGAGCAGCAUCGAGGUGUCCGCAGUGUGUGCGUUUAACCUGACGGCGAUCCAGCGGGCCUUCAGCGGUCCCUUCGCCUACCAGGAGCACCCUCGCGGGCCGUGGAGCCACCGCCAAAACCCCGACCCCAACUUCCAAUGCGGAACAGCGAGCGGAGAGGAGGAGGAGGAGGGGGAGUCGGAGUCGGAGGAGAAGAGCGCCCGGGCGGCGUGGACAUCAGGGGGCGUGGGAAACCCUGGCGGCAGUGCCGGCGGCGGUGCCGCUGGUGGCCGGCGGGGUACCGGCGUGAGUCUGGAGGACCGGCACAAGCAGGUGCUGAUGCAGGGCGUCGUGCGAUCGGCCACGGGAACGCCGCUGUACGCGCACGGACCCGGCCGCCUCUCCCACCUCGCGGUGGACAUCGUGCAGGGCAAGGAGGCGCUCUACCACGUCAUGUACCUGGCCACAGACACCGGCACGAUCCGCAAGGUCCUGGCGUCCGGCCACGGCGACCUACGCGGCUGCGUGCUCGAGGAGCUGCGUCUGUCGCCGUCGGACGCUCGCGGCGACGGCGACGGCGGCGACGGCGGCGGCGGCGGAGGGAGCUGGGACGCCGCGUGGGACGAGGGGGCCCGGGGGCACGAGGCGGACGGGCCGCACGGCGGGCCGGAGCUCCUCGUGCGCAGCCUCCUCAUCGUGCAGGAGGAGAGGGCGCUGUACGUGGGCCUGCGCUCGCGCGUCCUCCGCAUCCCGCUCGAGAGAUGCCACGUGCACGCCACGCGGGGGGCGUGUUUGUCGGCGAGGGACCCGUACUGCGGCUGGGACGUGCGGCAACAGCGCUGCACGACCAUCGAGCGCAGCAUCAGCAUGAGCCUGUGGAUGCAGGACAUCUCGCGCUGCCCCACGCGGAAUCAAACCGUGGACGGUGGCCUCGGGGCGUGGACGCCGUGGCGGGGGUGUGAGCAUGCCGACGGAUUGGGCGGGGGCCACUGCUCGUGCCGGACGCGGGCGUGCGACCGCCCGGCCCCGCGCUGCGGGGGUCGCGCGUGCGAGGGCGCCCGCACGCAGGUGGCCAACUGCUCCAGGAGCGGAGGCUGGAGCCCCUGGGCACCGUGGUCCGAGUGCAGCGCCACCUGCGGGGGCGGCGCUCAGAGGCGGACGCGCGCCUGCAGCAACCCCACUCCCCGGCACGGUGGCAGGGCCUGCGAGGGACAGAGCUACGAGGAGAGACUUUGUAAUGAGAGGAUACCUUGCCCACCUGCUGUCUCCUGGUCACACUGGGGAAUCUGGUCAGACUGCACCAAACCGUGCGAUGGGGGGUUCCAGGUGCGACGUCGGAUCUGCCUGCACGGGAGCCACUGCCCCGGCUGCGACGUGUCGCACCGCGCGUGCAACGAGGAGCCGUGCGGGGAGGCGCGCGCCCACACGCCCUGGACGCCGUGGACCACCUACAACGCGAGCGGCGACCGCGGCGACCGCGGCGACCGCGGCGACCGCGGCGACCGCGGCGGCGGCGGCGGCGGCGGCGGCGGCGCGGGCCCCGUCGGAGCGCGCUGGGAACGGCGCUUCCGCUUCACCUGCCGCGCGCGGGGGGUGCCGACGGCCGACGGUGUCCACGUGGGGCACGCGCGCUCCGAAACGCGCUACUGCCCCGCCGGACUGCCCGACGCCUGCCCGACCGAUCACGGCGCGGCGGACUCGAGGUCCCCUCUCCAGGGCCCCGCCACGGCCCCGUGGGCCCCAUGGGCCCCAUGGUCGUCCUGCUCCGUGUCGUGCGGCCGGGGCUUCCGCGUGCGCCGCCGCGCCUGCCCGCAGCCCGACUCGUGGGUCAAGGGUCAGGCAGCGUGCGCGGGGUCACCGGAGGAGUACGAGGAGUGCGAGGAGAAGCCGUGCCAGGGGCGCAGCUUCUGGUGCUCCUGGGGUCCGUGGUCUCCGUGCUCGCCGUCGUGCGGAGCGGGCUGGCGCGAGCGCUCGCGGACAUGCGAGGGGGACCACUGCGUCGGCGAGAGGGUUCAGCGCGAGGGAUGCAACAACCACACUUGUCCAGAGGCGAGCUGGUCUCAGUGGGGCCCGUGGGGAGCGUGCGACAUGGUGCGUCGCCGCCAGGCUCGCGCGAGGAGCUGCUCGGGCGAGCGCCUCUCGGGAACUCGCUGCGCGGGGAACGCGACCGAGACGAGGGCCUGUGGGGGCACCGCUGUCCCACCUUCAGCCACAGAAUUUGACGCAGCGGUGAAUGAUGCCCAGUGUGGCGGAGGCUUUGGCACCGUGGAGCUGCUCGCCGUCGGCGCCGGCUGCGGCGUGGCCUCGGCGCUGCUCACGCUCGCGGCGCACGCCGUCUGGUCGGCUCUCCGCCCGGGGUGCGGGGGCGGCCGCUCCGAGCCGGCGGGCGCGCAACCCCAGAAGAACCCGGCGCCGCUGCGGACGAUGUCGCGCGCGGGCAGGGCGGCGCGGGGCUCCUCCACGGCGUCGCCCUCCUCCUCCUCCUCGUCGUCGUCGUCGUCGUCCGCCUCGUCCACCUCCUGCCGCUCGGCCGAAGUGCUCAAGGCUCUCAACAAGUUAAACGCCGAAGCGGACGAGAAGGAGAGAGCAUCAUACGUGGAGCGGCAUCACACCAUGCAAGCCUUCACAGACGACUACCACUCCUGCAUGAGCCUCUACCAGCAAAGCUGAGGCAAUGCACCAACUGUCCCAACAACAGACUUGCUGACUGUCCGUCUCGUCGAGACGAUUGUCUGGCUGCGUGAUGGAUAGUUGACAGGCUGACGUCCUAUAUGGAUGACUGGCUGGCUAUUUGGAUAACUGGCAGUAGGGGUAGAUCCCCAGUUGCCGCUGUGAUUACCCUGUGUCAAUGGCCAAUAUGGGAAGAAGAAGAGAAAAAAACAGUCCAAAGAGUAACCGGUGUACUCGCACUGGUUAUGUUUGAUAUCUCGACGGGUGUCUGUAUCAUAGUCACCUGCUAUGACUCAGAGACAGGCGGUUCUGAAUGUGGAAAUAAAAAAGGCAGCUAAUAACAUAUACACUUGUUCCUCCUGGAAAAUCAAACUGACGGAAGCGCGUCGGUGAAAUGUCACUAUUUAAAAGUAGACCGCUCCCACGGCUGUUGCCUGGCAUGAGGUUUUUUUUUCUUCUGACGAUCGGAGCUCCAGAUGGACUUUUUUUUCUUCCUUAAACCUCACUACUGGAAUUGUGGUCAUAAAAGAUAUAUAUUAAAAAAAAACUAUAUUGUAAAUAUUCUAUCAUCUCUUUUACCUUUUGUUUUUUUGUAAAUAGUAAAACUUACAAAUUGUAGCAUUUUCAUGUUUGUGUGUGUGUUUUUUGUUUACACAACUUUGUGAGUGGCUGUUGGAGGGGAAAGGAUUCACUGCCACCCAAUCCCACCCCCAACCCUGGCGAUUUUAUGAAUUUGCUUUAAACUCAAAAUACUAUUGUUUUUUGUAUUACACUGUGGUGAAUGUUGGAAGAC
Messenger RNA from Petromyzon marinus (sea lamprey), 4951 nucleotides. RefSeq names its product semaphorin-5B-like. Gene Ontology annotation, molecular function: chemorepellent activity; semaphorin receptor binding. The record is from RefSeq and is a predicted model, not a curated record. Gene Ontology annotation, cellular component: plasma membrane. Gene Ontology annotation, biological process: neural crest cell migration; axon guidance; positive regulation of cell migration. NCBI's taxonomy places the organism in Eukaryota, Metazoa, Chordata, Hyperoartia, Petromyzontiformes, Petromyzontidae.